UCGGGUUGGUUAAUUCCAAGGCCGCAACCUUGUGGGAGUUGAAGAUGUCAUCGGAAAAGGUGGUUGCGGAUCAGAAGAGCGUGAACCAGCGCGAAGCUUGUGAUGAUUGGCGAAAGCUACCCAGACAUGACUCUCUCGACAUAGAAUCUCGAACCUUCUCCAAUCCAAACGCUCAUCAUCGUUCCUCCAAGGAGCAAUCGAUGUGGGCGAUGAUGCAGCUGGCGUUUCAAAGUAUAGGAAUAGUGUACGGGGACAUCGGAACGUCGCCGCUUUAUGUGUAUGCCAGCACCUUCACGGACGGCAUCAAUCAUAACGACGACGUUUUGGGAGUUCUUUCCAUGAUCAUUUACACCAUCACUCUCAUCUCUCUCAUUAAAUACGUCUUCAUCGUUUUGAAGGCCAAUGACAAUGGCGACGGUGGGACAUUCGCAUUGUACUCUCUUAUAUGUCGCUAUGCCAAAGUCGGGCUUAUUCCGAAUGAGCAAUCGGAGGACGCAGAGGUAUCUAAUUAUAGGUUAGAGUUGCCUCAUAGCAGAAGAAUGAGGAGGGCUUCAAUGAUCAAAUCGAAACUCGAGAAUAGCCAAUUUGCUAAGCUUUUCCUUCUGUUCGCCACUAUGCUUGGUACUUCCAUGGUCAUUGGUGAUGGUGUUCUCACUCCCUGCAUUUCUGUUUUAUCAGCUGUUGGAGGCAUCAAGCAGGCUGCUAAAUCGAUAACAGACGAUGGGGUUGUUUGGAUGUCCGUUGCAAUCUUGUUGUGCCUUUUCAUGGUCCAAAGAUUCGGAACUGAUAAAGUGGGGUACAGUUUUGCUCCCAUUAUCUGUGUUUGGUUCACCUUCAUCGGAGGCAUUGGUAUUUACAACCUUAUCAAGUAUGAUCCAACAGUCCUAAAAGCAUUGAAUCCCGCAUACAUGAUAGAUUAUUUCAAAAGGAAUAAGAAAGACGCUUGGAUUUCUCUCGGUGGGAUAGUGCUGUGCACUACAGGAACUGAAGCACUAUAUGCUGAUGUUGGACAUUUCAGUGUUCGGUCUAUCCAAAUCAGUAUGUGUUCUGUGACAUACCCUGCUCUAAUAUUGGCUUACACGGGGCAAGCCUCCUUUCUUCGCAAACACAACGAUGUUGUUGGAAACACCUUCUACGAGUCGAUUCCACACGCUUUGUACUGGCCAAUGUUUGUGAUUGCCGUUGCAGCAGCAAUCAUAGCUUCUCAAGCCAUGAUCUCUGGAACUUUCUCUAUAAUCCAACAAUCCCUUUCGUUGGGUUGCUUUCCUCGCGUGAAGAUCGUGCAUACUUCUUCCAAGUACGAAGGACAAGUUUACAUUCCUGAGAUUAAUUACAUCUUGAUGAUAGCUUGUGUUGCCGUCACUCUUGGAUUUAGAGACACCACAAAAAUUGGCAAUGCCUACGGGAUAGCUGUGGUUUUUGUAAUGACACUGACAUCAGCUUUACUUGUGCUUAUCAUGACCAUGAUAUGGAAGACACACUUUCUCCUAGUCAUCGGCUACGUAGGUAUAUUCUUUUCUGUGGAGCUUCUGUAUUUAAGCUCAGUGUUGUACAAAUUUAACCAGGGAGGGUAUCUUCCUCUUGCCUUCGCUGUGGUGCUCAUGACGAUCAUGUACAUCUGGAACGACGUGUACCGAAGGAAGUACCACUUUGAGCUGGACCACAAGAUUUCUCCAGAGAAGCUCAGGGAGGUUGCUGCUGACGCACAAGUUUCCCGAAUUCCUGGGUUGGCCUUAUUCUACUCUGAGCUCGUUCAAGGUAUCCCACCUAUUUUCCAGCAUUAUGUGACAAACGUGCCUGCGCUGCACUCUGUUCUUGUCUUUGUGUCCAUCAAGUCGUUACCUAUUAGCAAAGUUGCCACGGAAGAGCGAUUCUUGUUCCGCAGAGUGGAACCCAGAGAACUUAACGUGUUCCGUUGUGUAGCGAGAUAUGGCUACACUGACGUGCGCAACGAGCAAGAGCCUUUCGAGAGAUUAUUGGUUGAGAGGCUGAAGGAAUUCAUUUCCGGAGAGGUUUGGGUGUCACAGAGAGUACUGAUACAGAAUGUUGAAACUGAGGAGGUUGAAGAUGGAGUCCAAGAGACUCGUGGUGAUGAGAGACAGCAAGAGGCUGUUAAAAGAGACAUCGAGGCCGUUGAGAGAGCGAUGAGAGCAGGUGUUGUGCACUUGAUUGGUGAGAGCGAGGUGGUUGCUAGCGAAGGAGCCAACAUUGGGAGCAAGAUCUUGAUCAAUUAUGCUUACAACUUUCUGAAGAAAAACCUGAGGCAAAGUGACAAAGUGUUUGAUAUUCCUCAUAAGCGUUUGGUCAAGGUGGGUAUGACGUACGAUCUUUAAAUAAUCAGAGCACGCCUAUUAUAUACUGUGCUUAAUUUUAUGUAUUGUAUGGAUGAUUCCAAAAGCCUUCUUUGGUAGAGCUUUGAAACUUUAAACUUGGUA
Molecule: messenger RNA, 2435 nt
Organism: Prosopis cineraria
Lineage: Eukaryota; Viridiplantae; Streptophyta; Magnoliopsida; Fabales; Fabaceae
Product: potassium transporter 5-like
Exons: 9
Coding region: 45-2333 (762 amino acids)
Biological process (GO): potassium ion transmembrane transport
Cellular component (GO): membrane
Molecular function (GO): potassium ion transmembrane transporter activity
Source: RefSeq, a predicted model, not a curated record